UAAGUCUACAUCCACGAUUUAUACGGUAAAAAUCUCCCGAGUGGUGUUUCGUUUAAUAAUUUACAUGUGUAACAUAGUUAUGUGAUAAAACACCGGGUUCAGUGGCCGCUACCGCUAUCGCAGUGGUGGAAAAUCGGUAAAAGCAACGCGCGCGCUACCUGUCGUGACCACGGUUAACCACAAGGUGCAAGGUGGCGCCGCCUAUCAUGUCGCAAGUCAACUACGAACAGCUGAUCGCGCUAGUCAAACAACAACCGGCGCUGUACGACCACUCGCAUCCGGCACACUGCAACCGUGACGUCACGACCAGGCUGUGGUCGCAGAUAGCCGCGGAGCUCGACACCAAAGACAUUCACUGCAAAACAAAAUGGGCAACUCUUCGCAGCAACUUUGUCCGAGAGAUUCGUCGAAUGAGACCCUCUGAGGAUGGGUCGAUAUGGCCGCCGCAAUGGCCACUCUUCAAGCCACUCAUGUUCUUACUUCCUUUCCUCAAAACUAGAGGAUCGGGAGGACUCCCAAUCGCAGAUGAAACAGUGUUAGGAGUUCUAGAAACAUACGACUCGACAAAACGACACCACGACGACCUACCAGAGCAACCCAAGCAGAAGAAACUGUGCAUAAACGUACCAGCAGAGGAGGAAGAGAACGAUGACAAACUGUUCAUGCUGAGUCUAGUUCCAAAGAUGAGGCUGUUGCCAAACGAAGAAAACCUCAACUUUAGGAUUGAAGUACAGCAACUGCUGCUGGAGAAACUUCGCCACUUAAAUCAACCCGUUGAGGAUGACACCUUAGAGGGCAUCUCAGUGAAAGUAGAGACAUUCGGAUCAGUCGACCAUUUGGGAGGCUUCCAGAUAGAUCAGACGUGAACAUUGAGUUAACCAAAACUGUACAAAGAUUAAUUGACUAAGGCGCUUACGUAAUCAAAAAUUAAAAUUCAC
Macrosteles quadrilineatus (aster leafhopper) is the source of this 938-nucleotide messenger RNA. RefSeq lists its product as uncharacterized. Lineage: Eukaryota; Metazoa; Arthropoda; Insecta; Hemiptera; Cicadellidae. The record is from RefSeq and is a predicted model, not a curated record. The coding region runs from base 207 to 866 and encodes 219 amino acids. The transcript has 3 exons. Gene Ontology annotation, biological process: regulation of transcription by RNA polymerase II. Gene Ontology annotation, molecular function: DNA binding. Gene Ontology annotation, cellular component: transcription regulator complex; nucleus.